Molecule: messenger RNA, 441 nt
Organism: Didymella exigua CBS 183.55
Lineage: Eukaryota; Fungi; Ascomycota; Dothideomycetes; Pleosporales; Didymellaceae
Exons: 3
Coding region: 1-441 (146 amino acids)
Source: RefSeq, a predicted model, not a curated record
AUGGGCAAAUUAAUCAAGAACCACUGGGCGCGCCUCGUCAUUUUGACUGCUGCUGCUUAUCAGAUAGCCGCAGCUCUGGAAGCCUUUUUCUGGCCCAAAAUCUUCUGGGACUUCCUGACCAAGAACCUCGACUCCGCCGUAAAGCCUUUCCCGAUCCUCCAAAUCAUAAACCUCUUGCUCGGUAUCGUGGGCCUGGCGUGGGAAUGGCCAUUACCGCUGCUUGCAGGCACUGGGCUACACCGCAGUAUCGAGGCCAGAUUGAUCAUGUACCCUCUGAGCGCACUGUGUGCUCUUUUGAUCUACCAAGGCACAAACAGCGGCUUGUACUACAUCAUUGGAAUGAUGGCGUACUUUUGGGCAUACAGUGAAGGCGAGAUCGUUUGCCCUGAGCCCUGGACGUUACCGAAGCGAGGCUCGACAGCACGGAAGCUGGGAGCAUAG